Molecule: messenger RNA, 789 nt
Organism: Photinus pyralis (common eastern firefly)
Lineage: Eukaryota; Metazoa; Arthropoda; Insecta; Coleoptera; Lampyridae
Product: immunoglobulin domain-containing protein oig-4-like
Exons: 4
Coding region: 273-755 (160 amino acids)
Biological process (GO): cell-cell adhesion
Cellular component (GO): cell-cell junction
Molecular function (GO): cell adhesion molecule binding
Source: RefSeq, a predicted model, not a curated record
AUUAUUUUGUUCUUAAUAUCUUAAAAAAAUUGAAGGCUAUUCUUUACCUGUAAGCACCUUUAAAAACAAAAAGGCGAUCACAUUAACAGCUAUUGCUAUUACCCAAUUUAAAUGUUGUAAACAAGACAGACUAUUAUCUGCAAUAACCUACAAAAAAAGAUCGGAGGGAACACUUUCAAUUAAUAUAAAUUGCCAUCAAUGAUCAAAAUGGGGGAACGGUAGAGCGAAACGCAAAGAAUAAAUUGCGCAGACAUUAUCCUAAAGUGCCAAGGAUGAAAGUCAAACUUUUCUUAAUCAUCUUUACUCUGUUGAUUAUUCUAAAUCAGCUCGCACAUGCUCGUCGAGGCCGUGCCAGGGCAAGAACCAAGUCAAGGGUACAAAUAGGGCUGCCGAUCACUGGCAAAUACAGAGAUCCGGAAUCGGAUCAGUAUUACAACAAUAACAAUGGUGCCAAGAUAACGCUUGCCUCACAUUUCGAUUUUGAAUACGUUCUGGGUCAUAAGAUUGCCUUCUUAUGCGUGGCCCGUGGAAACCCCCGGCCGCAUAUCACUUGGUACAAAGACGGUACCGAAAUAUUCUCUCAUCAAUACCUGAACAUUCACGAAUGGAAAGCAGGUAAUGACCAGAUGAAGAGUAAAUUGGAAAUCGAUCCGGCAACACAAAUGGACGCGGGCGUUUACGAGUGCACCGCCGAUAACAUGUACUCAAUCGACCGUAGAUCAUUCAAAACUGAUUUCAGUAUUGCUUUCGAUUAGAGCAUCAAUAUGCAAUUAAAACCUUAGAAACCUA